AUGGGAAGAGAUGCAGGGGCUAUGAGACUGGGAACAACAGCACCACAGCAGAGUCACAGUCAGCCUGAGGGGGAAGGUUGCAGCAAAGCUGGAGGCAUUGUCUCAGGGGCUCAAGAGACCUCAGACCUUGCUGAUAAAGCUGAUGAUGAGGAUGAUGAAGAUCUAACUGUGAACAAAACAUGGGUACUUGCACCAAAGAUUCAUGGUGGAGAUGUCACUCAUAUACUGGACUCCUUACUUCAAGGUUAUGACAGUAAACUUCGGCCAGAUAUUGGAGUGAGAACCACAGUAAUAGAAGCGGGUGUCUAUGUUAACAGCAUCGGCCCAGUUGACCCAAUCAAUAUGGAAUACACUAUAGAUAUAAUUUUUGCCCAAACUUGGUAUGACAGUCGUCUAAAAUUUAACAGUUCAAUGAAAGUACUUAUGCUUAAUAGCAAUAUGGUUGGAAAAAUAUGGAUUCCAGAUACAUUCUUCCGGAACUCAAGAAAAUCUGAUGCUCAUUGGAUCACAACUCCAAACCGUUUGCUUCGAAUCUGGAAUGAUGGGCGAAUAUUAUAUACUCUGAGGUUGACAAUUAAUGCUGAAUGUUAUCUUCAGCUUCAUAACUUUCCUAUGGAUGAACAUUCCUGCCCUCUGGAGUUUUCAAGCUAUGGGUAUCCCAGAAAUGAAAUUGAAUACAAAUGGAAAAAAACCUCUGUUGAAGUGGCAGAUCCCAAAUACUGGAGACUGUACCAGUUUGCAUUUGUAGGGCUAAGAAAUACAACUGAAAUUUCUCAUACUCUGUCUGGAGAAUAUAUUAUCAUGAGAAUCUUCUUCGAUUUGAGCCGACGUAUGGGAUAUUUUACUAUUCAGACAUACAUUCCUUGCAUACUCACAGUAGUUCUUUCUUGGGUGUCAUUUUGGAUUAAUAAAGAUGCAGUGCCUGCAAGGACAUCAUUGGGCAUUACCACAGUAUUAACUAUGACUACGCUAAGUACAAUUGCUAGGAAGUCACUCCCCAAGGUUUCAUAUGUGACAGCAAUGGACCUCUUUGUUUCAGUUUGCUUCAUUUUUGUGUUUGCUGCUUUGAUGGAGUAUGGUACCUUGCAUUAUUUUACAAACAACAAAAAAGGGAGCAGAGAGAAAGAGAAGUCAAAGCACAAACCAUCAAAAUCACCUGCAAUUGCUGUCCGUCCUGGGUCAACAUUAAUUCCAAUUAACAACCUCAGUCAUCUCCCAGAACAUGAUGAUGAUUAUGGAUAUGAGUGUCUGGAGGGGAAAGAUUGCACCAGCUUCUUUUGCUGUUUUGAUGACUGCCGCACGGGAUCUUGGAGAGAAGGAAGAAUACACAUCCGUGUUGCUAAAAUUGACUCCUAUUCUCGAAUCUUCUUUCCAACCGCUUUUGCCUUGUUCAACCUUGUUUAUUGGAUUAGCUACCUUUAUCUAUGA
This is a messenger RNA of Alligator sinensis (Chinese alligator), 1428 nucleotides long. It is a transcript of the gene GABRG1, whose product is annotated as gamma-aminobutyric acid type A receptor gamma1 subunit. Gene Ontology annotation, molecular function: GABA-gated chloride ion channel activity; GABA-A receptor activity; inhibitory extracellular ligand-gated monoatomic ion channel activity. The record is from RefSeq and is a predicted model, not a curated record. Gene Ontology annotation, biological process: regulation of postsynaptic membrane potential; signal transduction; chloride transport. NCBI's taxonomy places the organism in Eukaryota, Metazoa, Chordata, Crocodylia, Alligatoridae. Gene Ontology annotation, cellular component: neuron projection; synapse; dendrite membrane.